AUGCUUUUUGGUAUAAAAAAUGCGCGUCUCUUCAACACCGAAAGGCAGUCCAGCAACCUCAUUCACCUCUACAAGCCUUUGCGAGUAAACUUCUUCGAUAACAUCAUGAUGUUCGAACGCCUCGCCCUCGCCGCCGCUUCGCAAGGCGUCUUCGCCGUCAGCUGGCAGCCGUUCUUCAUCGCCGACUGCUCCGGAACCGUCGAGAACUCGGGCUCCUACACCGGCGGCAGCCCGCCCAUGAACGGGAACGGACCCCAGCAGUGCAUCCGCCAGCAUCCCGCCUCCGUCGACUUCGCCCAGUCCGGCGGGGUGCGGUGCUCGCUGUAUCAUCUUCAACGACCAGAACUGCGCCGACUUGCGCGUUCGACGUCGGCGACGGGUGCUUCCGACUUUGGCGGCACCGGGCAAGCGAUCGUUCGGGAAUCUCGUGCUGAGGCGGCGACGAUCGGUGGGCGUCUGUCUAUUGUUGUAGAGUACGGAGAAAGUUUGCGCUGA
Punctularia strigosozonata HHB-11173 SS5 is the source of this 495-nucleotide messenger RNA. RefSeq lists its product as uncharacterized. The transcript is spliced from 2 exons. Lineage: Eukaryota; Fungi; Basidiomycota; Agaricomycetes; Corticiales; Punctulariaceae. Bases 1 to 495 code for a protein of 164 amino acids. The record is from RefSeq and is a predicted model, not a curated record.